Molecule: messenger RNA, 703 nt
Organism: Vitis riparia (riverbank grape)
Lineage: Eukaryota; Viridiplantae; Streptophyta; Magnoliopsida; Vitales; Vitaceae
Product: MADS-box protein SVP-like
Exons: 8
Coding region: 132-674 (180 amino acids)
Biological process (GO): positive regulation of transcription by RNA polymerase II
Cellular component (GO): nucleus
Molecular function (GO): DNA-binding transcription factor activity, RNA polymerase II-specific; RNA polymerase II cis-regulatory region sequence-specific DNA binding; protein dimerization activity
Source: RefSeq, a predicted model, not a curated record
AUCUGUGAAAAUUGCAGUGCUGAUCAGCCCAAUGUCUUUGGAAUAUUGCUAGGAUUUUUCUUUUUCCUUCAGCUACCGCCUGGCUCCUUCAACCUUGGUUUCUCAUCCAAGUUUUGGUUGAAAAUUUUCGAAUGGCGCGGCAGAAGAUUCAGAUCAAGAAGAUCGACAACACAGCAGCAAGGCAAGUGACCUUCUCAAAGAGGAGAAGAGGGCUUUUUAAGAAAGCACAGGAGCUCUCAAUACUGUGUGAUGCCAAGAUAGCGCUUAUUGUCUUCUCAGCAGCAGGAAAGCUCUUUGAGUAUUCAAGCUCAAGUGUGAGCCAGGUGAUUGAAAGGCACAAUCAGCAUCCACAGACUCCAGAGAAACCAGAACCACCAUCUCUGGAGCUGCAGCUGGAGAACAGCACCUGUGCAGCCUUGAGCAAAGAAAUUGCCCAGCAGACUCAGAGGCUGAGGCAAAUGAAAGGAGAAGAGCUCCAGGGAUUGAAAAUAGAAGAAUUGAUUGAACUAGAGGAAUUACUUGAAGCUGGUCUGUGCAGCGUUGUGGAAGAAAAGGCUGAAAGAAUUCGAACAGAGAUCAGUGACCUCCAGAGAAAGGGAGACCUGCUGCGGGAAGAGAAUGAAAGGUUGAGAAAGGAGAUGGAGAAUAUUUCUGAAGCACAACCUCUUCUUUAACAGGGCCACUCAUCUGAAUCAAUCACAAA